Neoarius graeffei (lesser salmon catfish) is the source of this 1806-nucleotide messenger RNA. It is a transcript of the gene kcnc1a, whose product is annotated as potassium voltage-gated channel, Shaw-related subfamily, member 1a. Gene Ontology annotation, molecular function: protein binding; delayed rectifier potassium channel activity. The coding region runs from base 1 to 1806 and encodes 601 amino acids. Gene Ontology annotation, cellular component: dendrite membrane; voltage-gated potassium channel complex; neuronal cell body membrane. Lineage: Eukaryota; Metazoa; Chordata; Actinopteri; Siluriformes; Ariidae. The record is from RefSeq and is a predicted model, not a curated record. The transcript is spliced from 4 exons. Gene Ontology annotation, biological process: protein homooligomerization; potassium ion transmembrane transport.
AUGGUCCAAGGCGACGAGAAAGACCGAGUUGUGAUUAACGUCGGGGGGAUCCGACACCAGACCUACCGCAGCACCUUGCGCACUCUGCCGGGGACGCGCUUGGCCUGGCUCGCCGAGCCCGACGCCCACAGUCACUUCGACUACGACGCCCAUGGCGACGAGUUUUUCUUCGACCGACACCCGGGCGUCUUUGCGCACAUCCUUAAUUACUACCGCACAGGGAAGCUGCACUGCCCGGCGGACGUGUGCGGCCCGCUUUAUGAGGAGGAGCUCGCCUUCUGGGGCAUCGACGAGACGGACGUGGAGCCGUGCUGCUGGAUGACUUACCGACAGCACCGCGAAGCCGAGGAAGCCCUGGACAGUUUCGGCGGCGGGCCUGCCGACAUGGGCAACGACGAGGUGGAUGGAGACGGUCUGGGCGAACCUGGGGACGGCGACGACGAGUUGGAAAUGACCAAGAGGCUCGCGCUUGGGGACACGACCGAUACCAAAACGGCUGGACUGUGGCAACGAUGGCAACGACGCGUGUGGGCGCUCUUCGAGGACCCUUACUCUUCUAAAUAUGCAAGGUGGGUGGCGUUUGCCUCUCUGUUCUUCAUCCUGGUGUCUAUAACCACAUUCUGCCUGGAGACACAUGAGGCCUUCAACCCCAUCAUCAACCGCACGGAUGUUGACCCGCAGGACAACAUCACACGAGUCUACCAGGAGACUGAGACCGAGGUCUAUCUCACUUACAUCGAGGGCGUGUGCGUGGUAUGGUUUACCUUCGAGUUCCUCAUGCGCAUCACCUUCUGUCCCGACAAAAAAAAGUUCAUCAAAAACACCCUCAACAUUAUCGAUUUUGUGGCCAUCCUGCCUUUCUACUUAGAGGUGGGUCUAAGCGGCUUGUCCUCCAAAGAGGCUAAAGAUGUGCUCGGGUUUCUGCGUGUGGUCCGAUUUGUGCGCAUUCUCCGAAUCUUUAAACUCACGCGGCACUUUGUAGGCCUACGUGUGCUUGGGCAUACACUCCGUGCCAGCACCAACGAGUUCCUCCUUCUCAUCAUCUUCCUUGCUCUUGGAGUGCUUAUCUUUGCCACUAUGAUCUACUAUGCUGAGCGCAUUGGGGCCAAGCCUAAUGAUCCCCGCGCCAGCGAGCAUACGCACUUCAAGAACAUCCCCAUCGGGUUUUGGUGGGCCGUGGUCACUAUGACUACUCUGGGUUAUGGAGACAUGUACCCACAGACGUGGUCGGGCAUGCUGGUGGGUGCGCUGUGUGCCCUGGCUGGCGUGCUCACCAUUGCCAUGCCCGUCCCGGUCAUCGUCAAUAACUUUGGGAUGUACUACUCGCUGGCUAUGGCAAAGCAAAAACUACCAAAGAAAAAGAACAAGCACAUCCCACGUGCCCCACAUCUGGGCUCUCCAAAUUUCUGUAAGUCAGGCACGAACUCGCCCCACCACAGCACACAGAGUGACACAUGCCCGCUGGCUGCCCAGGACGAGGUUUUAGAAAUGAACCGAGCAGAUCCCAAACUGAACGGCGAGGCGGCUAAGGCAGCGCUGGCCAAUGAAGACUGUCCACACAUAGACCAGGCCAUUUCUCCUGAGGACGGCCAGAUUUUUAGCCCCUGCGAACCACGCGGGGAAACUCCAUGUUUCCUUCUAAAUAUGACCGGCCGAGCCACACACCCUGGCGCCAGAGUGAGGAAAGCUGGAACAUUCUCAGGAAGGGCAGGGGGGGAGCUGGCCGGUCCCACGCUAGGCUACCCGCUGUUACAGCUAGGGUGGACCCACAGCCAGGAGGAUGGCCAUGCCAGAGUCACCACCUGA